Molecule: messenger RNA, 1202 nt
Organism: Pimephales promelas (fathead minnow)
Lineage: Eukaryota; Metazoa; Chordata; Actinopteri; Cypriniformes; Leuciscidae
Gene: iscub
Product: iron-sulfur cluster assembly enzyme b
Biological process (GO): iron-sulfur cluster assembly
Molecular function (GO): iron-sulfur cluster binding; iron ion binding
Source: RefSeq, a predicted model, not a curated record
UCAGUUUUCAAGUGCGUCAUUAAUAAUAGAUAUAAUGGCGGCUUUGCUGGCGAAGAAAUGUGCGUCUCCGCUAUUUCUCAAAACGCUUUCAGCUCCAUGUAUGACGAUGCAAUCUGGGUAUCACAUAAAGGUUUUGGACCACUAUGAGAACCCAAGAAAUGUUGGAUCUUUGGAUAAAAAUGCCAAAAAUGUGGGCACAGGGUUGGUUGGUGCCCCUGCAUGUGGAGAUGUGAUGAAACUGCAGAUUGAGGUGAAUGAGGCUGGGAAGAUUGUGGAUGCCAAGUUCAAAACCUUUGGCUGUGGCUCUGCUAUUGCUUCCAGUUCCUUGGCAACUGAGUGGGUGAAAGGCAAAUCUGUUGAUGAGGCCCUCCAGAUAAAAAACACUCAGAUUGCUAAGGAGCUUCGCCUUCCACCAGUCAAACUGCACUGCUCAAUGCUGGCAGAGGAUGCCAUUAAAGCAGCUUUGGCAGACUAUUGUCUGAAACAGGAAGGUGAACCGGGUGAGAAGAUCGCCGUGUCCUGCAACUAGGAGCUGCACUUGAUCCUCUAAAUCAGUGGUUCUCAACUGGUUCUUCACAACCAAAUGUUGUUUCAGUUCUGUUCUGUCUGUGCAGCAGGAAAAUAAAACCAAAUGCUAGUGUUAAAAUGCGUUCCACAGUUAAAUAUUGACAUGGAAGAGAAUAAUGGAUUUAAUUUCUUCCAUUAUGCAAAUAAAUUGAUUUUACAUAUUGUUUGGUCUGCACAGAUUAUGAUAAUUUUAGUUAAUCUCAGGGUUUGGCUUUGGGUCACUAAUUGAUGCCCAAUGUAAACUCUAGGUCUUAAAAAAAUACCAGUUGAGAACCACUGCUUUAAAUCCUCCUUAUGAGUUUAGACCAAAGCUCUCCAACUCUUGCACUGUUUCAAGUCUUUUAAACGCACAAUAUAAAAGUACUGACCUAUAGACUGUUACUAUGUCCAAGCCAUAUUUGUUUAGAUAUGUUGUUUGAUAUGUAUUAGUGGUUUCACUUGCUAGCUGAAUGCGCACAAAUCUUGUUCUCUUUUAGUUUGAAGGAAUGGAAAUGUGAUUCUGAUGGUGACUUAUCCUGCUGGUCUUUUAUUCAAUGGUCUUUCAAACAUUCAUUUGUUAAAUGAAUAAAGCAUCUGUAAACAUCACUGGAUUUAAUGCUGCUUACCAAUGGGAUCAAUAAAUAUGAAGCACAUUU